This is a messenger RNA of Anopheles coluzzii, 3837 nucleotides long. RefSeq lists its product as uncharacterized. The record is from RefSeq and is a predicted model, not a curated record. The coding region runs from base 2138 to 3301 and encodes 387 amino acids. Gene Ontology annotation, molecular function: RNA polymerase II transcription regulatory region sequence-specific DNA binding; DNA-binding transcription factor activity, RNA polymerase II-specific; protein dimerization activity. Gene Ontology annotation, biological process: sensory organ development; regulation of neurogenesis; neuron differentiation. Lineage: Eukaryota; Metazoa; Arthropoda; Insecta; Diptera; Culicidae. The transcript has a single exon. Gene Ontology annotation, cellular component: RNA polymerase II transcription regulator complex.
GAUGCGACAACACUUACCAGUAAAACCAGCAAGCGCGGAAAAAAGGAAAGAAUCCCGAAAUCCUUAGAAAUAGGAAUACGGUCCGCAGUGGAAGGAAAAACAAAACCUGGAAAAGGAAGCAGGGCAAGGAAUCGAAACGAACUGCUCAAAUCUCUCCUCGCCAAAACUGUCGAGACCCAAUUUUCUAACGAGUGUCGAUCAUCUUCAUGUUGUGUGUGUGUGUGUGUGUGUGUGUGUGUGUGUGUGUGUGUGUGUGUUUGGAAAGAAGACACAGCGUUUUCCCCACCCGACCCUGAGGCCGUGGGAUGGAUUUUCCCCGGGACAGACCGGCGAGAAUUGAUAGCGAGAAUAACAUCUUCAACGUUUCGAGCGGAGUUGGGUAUUUUUCUUUCUUUACUUUUUUGUAUUUCCUUUCGGUUCGCAUCUCGCUCUGGGUUGCGUGACGUUAAGCCGUCGCCAACGAUCAGGCUUAAAAUUUUUUUCGUGAUGCAGCCUCAAGUUCAACAGCGACGCGGCAUGUAGCGGAAUCUGAAGAGUUUUUCGAACGAAGCUCGCUACCAGUAGCCAAGUCCUGCCGUUGGGUUCGGUACUUGUGCAAUCCCCUGAGAGUCCUUGGGAACGCGCCGAAGUUGAAUUGUCGCUCGGAACUCGGCGACACAUCUGAAGAGUUUUUCGAACGAAGCUCGCUACCAGUAGCCAAGUCCUGCCGUUGGGUUCGGUACUUGUGCAAUCCCCUGAGAGUCCUUGGGAACGCGCCGAAGUUGAAUUGUCGCUCGGAACUCGGCGACACCAUUAGAACCUUCCCGCGCCACUGUGCGGGAAAUUGCUCGGUGCGAGAGGCGACUUAGCUUCUACCUCCGUUAAGGUCUCUGCUAUGUCGCUGCCUACUAACGCCUCACCUUCCGCCGCUCGCAGCAACCAGAUCCAGGGUGCGCGAUCCAGUGCGGAAGCGAAGCCAAAAAUCGAGCCCAACCCUCUUCCAGCCGUGUGUGUGUGUGUGCGAAUAAAUGUAAUUGGAAAUAAUCAUAAUAGAGAAAAACCCCCUGCGCUCGCGCUGUAUGGGUGAGGCUAUGUACAAAUGAGUUGAGUUUCGUGCCGGAGGGGUCCUUGCGCACCGAAGCGUAUCCUGAAGCCGGUUUUGCCGCUCGCACCACAUCUAGGAUUCACUUCCCUGCCUCCCUCCGGGGUUUUUUUUGCGGUGCGUCAUUUCGAUACAUAAUUCUGAGCCCAGUGGUUACCUGGUGGCGGACGGCAGGGGAGCCGGGUAAGGGAGCGGGUAAUGUACAAAAAGCACUCCGUCCCCUUCCCGCUCCUCUUGCGCCUGGCAGUAUUAUGUGUGUGAAUGGCGAAUCGUGAGGAGACGGGAACGGGUGGUACGGUGGACGCGGCAGGACUUCAUGUGGUUCUAGCCUCGCACAGGACAAUGCCGUCAGGACCUUUCUCGUCAUCUUCUCCGUCUUUUUCCCCUGGUGCUGCUGCUGCCAAAAACAGAAAGGCAUAGAGGGGUCCCUUACCUUUUACCAAACCGAGGGUAACCCAGGGGUGCGUAUGUACGACAAAAAAUACACACACACACACACACACACACACACACACACACACACGGAGGGACACGGAGCAAAACGGCAAAAAGUCCCCAUUUGCUGCUGAUCAUUCUGAUGCGCAACACACACGCAACUGGAAGAGAGGAAGAAGGCCAGGUGUGUCUGUACAACUUCUGACUCACUCACGCGCGCGCGCGCGCUCUCACACACAUACAGCUGAUCGGAACCGAGUCGAGCGCCGGCAUUGCCUGCUUUAAUUCGUCUCGGGGCGAACGGGGCCGGCUGCGAGCGCUGGGCACGCGACCAACGUUCGCCAGAACAACGGCAACCACGGCGGCGACAGGACAAAACAGCGCCGCAGAUCUCUCAACGUCUGUCCACGCCAGACAGUGUACUACAGCUUCUAGUGCCUUUCCGAGUGACUGCAUGUGUAUGCGUGUCUGUGUGUGUGUGUAGUGUGUUAAGUGCCUUGCGAUAGAUGUCCCUGCAAUAUCAGCAUCCCGCCCGUCAAAUUCGCACCGUGUGACGACUUGACCAGGAGCAAACAACUCCCCAACCAACAACAACAACAACAACCACAACAACAACAAACAAUGUCAUCACUCAACCCGCCGAAGCGGCUGAAGCUGAAGGAGAACCAGAUGGUGGUGACGAUGCGCGAUCUGCCGGCCGGGCCGCUCAAGCGCAAGCUGCCCCUCGGCAACUACGUCAGCGCGGACAACGUGCUGCCCCCAGCCGUCACGAUCGCGACCCUCGCCAAGCAGCUGGCGGGCGCCGGCCCACCCGCCGGGCUCGGCCUGCCCGGCCGAAAGCGCUCGAGCGAGCCGCGCACCGCCGUGUCCGCGGUCGAGCGGCGGAAUGCGCGCGAGCGCAACCGCGUCCAACAGGUCAACAACGGGUUUGCCGCGCUGCGCCAGCGCAUCCCGGACGAGAUAGCGGAUGCGUUCGAGGCGGGCACGACGGCCCGCGGCGUCCACAAGAAGCUCAGCAAAGUGGAGACGCUCCGGAUGGCGGUCGAGUACAUCAAAAGCCUCGAGCGGCUGCUGGAGCAGUCGGGCACGGCGGCGGGCCGUCUGCCGGCGGCCUUCCCGCCGGUCGACACGCCGGAAACGCAGCUGCCCGCCACGCCGCCGCCCGAGCCGGCAGGCCAGACCGGCAGCAACUUCUUCCUCGCAAUCAAGCCCCGCACCGACCUCGCGGGUGGCAACGUGCCGGCCGGUAGCGCCGAGACGCAGAUCACCAUCAUCAACGGGCACCAGUACAUGCGCAUCCCCGGCACCAACACCUUCCAGUAUCUGGAUCCCGGGCGGCUGCACGACGAAGAGGACAGCGGUUCGGUCGGCCGGACCGAACCUCCGCGCAGUGGCAGACACCAGUAUGUGGAAGAGGAGGACGAAGAGGAGGAGGUGGUGGGGGAAGAAGAGGACACGUGCUCGAGCAGUGGGGAUCUGCUGAGCGAGUCGGCGAUCGCCCUGUCCCCACAGAGCAACUUUACGCUCGAGCCGGACACGGACUCGAAGCGCGACGUCGAUUCGCUCUACCAGUCGCUGGUGGCCCAACCGGACGGGGGCGUGUUCGACCAGCAGCAGUACGACGACCUGAUGCUGAUCAAGUCCGAGCUGCAGGACGAGGCGGACCUCGCCGAGGACGCAUCCUUUCUCAGCUGGUUCGAGGCGAACCAGCAGCUGCAGCUGCAGCAGCAGCUCCAGCAGCACCUUCAGCAGCAGCUCCACAGUCAGCCGGGCCUGCUCGAUUGAGCGGUGGCGCAAAGAGAUUUUUGCGAUUAUUUAUUGUAUUUAUUAGUAUGCGUUACGGGAAGGGGCAGCGCAACCCGGUGCACAACUCACCGUCGUCCAUUUUGGGGCGCAUCCAAAGACCCCAUAUACCAAAGGGACUUACUACCCGGCGGCGAUGCCCGGCGGUAAGCGUUCAAACGAUUUCGAAGCGAGCAUUCCAACAAAUUUAGGCUAGGUUGCGUUUGCAAACAAAAAAGGGAAAACCGAAAAAGCACAACGUCAACCCUAAGCCUCAACGACUUUCCAGUGCCUGUGCGAGCUGUCAGGGGAUGCCAUUCCACCCUUUGCUUUUUGACAGAUGUAUAAGUAUUACGUUUAAUAGUUGCAUAUUUACCUAGACUGAUAUAGACCAAACCUUGCGGUAGCUUGUAUGUUUUAUUUAAGAAAAUCAAACCCUUCCCAGCCCUCCCCUUACCAUCUCCCCCCCCCUCACACCCCACCACACCAGCUCACUUUGACUGUAUAUGUGCAUCGUGCAUGUGUGUGUGUAUGUAAGA